UGCCUCUCUUGCCGCUGCUGCUGGCUGGUGCCGCCGCCUGUGGAACUUCCGCGCUCGCGGGAUUCGAAACGCCACAAUGGCUCAGAACGUUCAGAAUGUGACUUUGUCUCUGACGCUGCCCAUCACCUGCCACAUUUGCCUGGGAAAGGUCCGCCAUCCGGUCAUCUGUGUCAACAACCACGUGUUCUGCUCCAUUUGUAUUGAUGUAUGGUUGAAGAACAAUAGUCAGUGUCCGGCUUGUAGGAUCCCUAUCACCCCUGACAAUCCCUGCAAGGAGAUUAUAGGAGGAACAAGUGAAAGUGAGCCUAUAUUUAGUCCUACAGUCAGAAAACAUCUUCGUAAAACCAGACUUGAACUGCUCCACAAAGAAUAUGAGGAUGAAAUAGAAUCCUUGCAGAAAGAAGUGGAAGAGCUAAGAGGUAAAAACCUUAGCUUGGAAGCGCAGCUCAAAACGGUUCUGGAUCCUGGGGCCUUGGGUCUGUGUAACACACAUGAAGAAAGUCAUCGAUCUAUAGAUGAGGCGAGCCGAGCUGGCCCAGAAACUGUAGAAGAAUGGACCAAGAAACUUAAAGCUGCUAAUGAUCUAUAUGAGAAAGUGAAAGAUGAUGUGGAAAAGUUAAAGGAGGUAACAAAUGUUGAUUGUCUCCCUUUAAACACAUGUAAUAGCGAAGUUAUUCCUUAUUUACAAAGCAAUGCAUGGCUAAGUAUGGAAAGCUUGUCUUGUACUGGUUUACCACUUCGAGCUGAAAAUGAGAUUUGUAGCCAAUUCCGUUUGAAAAAACAUAGAACAAAUCAAUUCUUUCAACUUAACAUUUUCUCUCUUCACAUUUCUUGCAGGUUUGGUAGGUUUACGGCAGCUGCGCUUCAGUCCAAAGUAGAGCAGUGUGAACGUGAAACGAACCGUCUGAAAAAAGCACUGGAAAGAAGUGACAAGUACAUAGAAGAACUGGAGGGUCAGCUUACGCAGCUGAAAGGAUCAAGUGGAGAAACCCAAAAUGUGAGUACUGUUAGUGAGAGAGCACUUUUCACAGAUAAUAAAGGAAGUGAAAGCAGUGAAGAAGACAUUGCAUCAUUGAAAAGCCAAGUAGAAAGACUAGAGAAAAAGACUUUAACUACCAGCCAAAGUCCUGAUAAUCUUGAGCAAUUGUCAGGUAAUGGACUCUUAGAUAGUGAUGGCGCUUGCUCAAACUCUGCUAGUCAAGACAGUUCAAAUGGGCCAGUCACACACAGUCGUCCGACAAACAAAGAACUAUUUUCAGGGUGUCAGGAAGUUCUCCUGGAUAUAGCUGCUACAAAUAUGGAUGCCUGCUUAGAACCACAGUGGGAUAAAGGUGAGGAUUGUGCACCAUAUAAAGAUGAAGAACUUUAUGAGCUUCCAGCACCAUGUACACCUUCUUUGUCUCUCAGUUGUCUCCAGUUGAACACCCCUGAUAUCAAAGAGAGUCCUCUCGUAAAACAAGAGAGUACGGGGAAGCCAUCUGCCUUUCUAAGGAAACUGGAGUUUGAUGAUUUUUGUGACACUUCAGAUGAUUGCAACAAAGAUUCUCCAGAACAUAGUGCAAGCCCCUGCAACAGCCAGAAGAAGGUGACUUGUUUUACUUCAGCAAAGCCAGUGUUUUGGAAUAGCUGCUCAACAAACUAUGCUGAGAACUUAGAUUUUGAAGGUUCAGAGCAAAACGCAAUUACUAGUCAUUCAGGAGAGCCAUCGGCAAAGUCCAGCGAUAAGCAUGAACUUCUUUUAUCUAAAAGAUUACAUACUAUCCGCUCUUCAGAAAUGAACCGCACAAGAACGUCCAGUGAAGCAUCCAUGGAUGCUGCUUACCUUGAUAAAAUUUCUGAGCUGGACUCCAUGAUGUCCGAAUCUGACAAUAGCAAGAGUCCCUACUACAACUUUAAGUCCUCUGAGCUUGAGAAUCCUUCAAAGUCAACACAGUGUUCUGAACUCCUGAAUGAAUCAGAUAAGAAGCUGGAAGAAAGGAACAAACAAAACAGUGUAAAAUGUCCUGAAUCAAGUGAGCAAUUGGUAGAUUGGAAACCUGCUACAUUUUCAAUCCUCUCUCCAUCUGGACUAGAGAUGAAUGAACGCUUCCCAUUGUUUUCAGGCCAAAAUUCAGAAACUAGCGAAAUCAAACCUCAGAACUGUUUAUUUCAAAGAGAGUUUUCCCAAAGUUUUCUUUUCAGUAACUCGCAAAGGCUAUUUGAAGAACAAAAGUUGGGUUCCUCUAUUUUUAAGGUGUCAUCUGAGAUUCAUAAUCUUCACAACCAACUUCAGUCUCCUUGGGCUUCUUCCUUUAUUCCUGAAAAGAAACAUAAGAGUGUCAAUCAGUCGACCAAAAGAAAAAUUCAAAGCAGCCUUUCUAGUGCUAGUCCCUCAAAAACUACUAAAAACUAACUCUUGUUGAAUUGAAGUUAGUAGUCUUAGUGCCAACAUGGGAACAUUUAAAAAUGCCCAAGUGAACUUGAUUUCUGGUGAGUUCCAUGUGACCUGAUUCUGUCUCUUUUGAAAGCUGAAUGUUCUCUCAGCACCUCAAAUUGUUUCACUUAGAGAAGAACCAUUCAGAGCUUUCUUCUUUGAUAGAAGGUUUUGUUUUGUAAAUUCUUACUUUUUUUUUUUUUUUUUUUUUUUUAAAUUGUCAGGUUAUGUGAAGUUCUCUUUGAGCAGCAGUUAUGUCCUCCUUGAAUAUGACCAAUUUUAAAUGUUCUUGUUAAGCCAGCCCUUUAUAUGGGAAAGAACUUGCUUUUAAAAGUUUAAUUUCCUAUGCUACACGGUGAUAAUUCUUGUAACGCUGCUACUGGUAAUAAUUGUUCACUUGCCAUAAAACACUGUAAAUUCUUGUUGUAAAACUUUACUUCCUGAGGAAACUGCUACUGCUGCUUAGACCUAUUUGCAUGGCACUAUUCUAUACUGAAACUGUAGUUAAAGUGUGUAUAUAAUGUAGCAGCCUCUCUCGUUUCAGUGUUUCAGCAUUUCAGUUAGAAAACCUCUCAUCUUCCUUAAGACUGAAAACAUGGCUUUUUUU
This is a messenger RNA of Terrapene triunguis (Three-toed box turtle), 3020 nucleotides long. RefSeq names its product ORC ubiquitin ligase 1 (gene OBI1). The record is from RefSeq and is a predicted model, not a curated record. The coding region runs from base 77 to 2392 and encodes 771 amino acids. Lineage: Eukaryota; Metazoa; Chordata; Testudines; Emydidae. Gene Ontology annotation, biological process: protein monoubiquitination; regulation of DNA replication. The transcript has 6 exons. Gene Ontology annotation, molecular function: ubiquitin-protein transferase activity.